This is a messenger RNA of Phalacrocorax carbo (great cormorant), 1590 nucleotides long. The record is from RefSeq and is a predicted model, not a curated record. Lineage: Eukaryota; Metazoa; Chordata; Aves; Suliformes; Phalacrocoracidae.
GCCGUGGAUUCACUUCCCAGGUCAGGGGAUCCCGGGGGCGACCGGGGAGACACGCGUGGGACCCCCGGGAAGCGGCGGGAAAUCCCUUUUUUAGGGAGAAAUCCUAAAACCCAAACCCCGGAGGGAAGCGGGGUGACGGCUUUUGGGGUCGUCCCCGUUGGGGUCGUCCCCGUUGGGGUUGUCCCCAUGGAGCCAAUGACCACGGAGGAUGCUGCUGCGCCUCUCGUCCCCGUCCCGACAGCCUGCGGUGGGGACACCGUGGUCCCGCCGGAGGGCUGCUGGGGACGGUCUCUCUCCCCAACAGAUUUGGGGUCAAUCAAGGAGGAGGAGAAAUGGCAGCAGGAUGCCUCUGAGGAAGUGGACGCACCCGUGGAACCCCCAACCUCCAGCUCGCAGCAGUCCCCAAGGACCCAUCCUGGGGGUUCCCCACUCCCAGGGGACAACGGGAGCGAAGAGGCACCCAACACCUGCCGGGAAUGCGGGAAGAGCUUCCGUUGCCGCUCGGCGUUGGUGAACCACCAUCGGAUACACACGGACGAACGACCCUUCGGCUGCCAGGAUUGCGGGCGCCGCUUCAACCGCCGUUCCAACCUGACCACCCACCGGCGCAUCCACACCGGCGACAUGCCCUACAAGUGUCCCGACUGCGGGAGGUGCUACCGCGUCAGCUCCACGCUCCUCCGGCAUCGGAAGACGCACACGGAUGAACGGCCUUACCGGUGCGAGGAAUGCGGGAAGAGCUUCAGGCACAGAUCGACGUUGACCAUCCAUCACCGCGUGCACUCCGGGGAGAGGCCCUACAAGUGCCCCGAGUGCCACAAGAGCUUCAAGAACAGCUCGGAGCUGGUGCGACACGGGCGGAUCCACACCAGCGAGCGGCCCUACGAUUGCUCCCAGUGCGGGCGGCGGUUCGGCGACAGCUCCCAGCUCGUCCGGCACUGGCGGACCCACACCGGCGAGCGGCCCUACAGUUGCUCCCAGUGCGGGCGGCGGUUCGGCGACAGCUCCCAGCUGGCGCGGCAUCAGCAGACGCACGCCGUCAAGCACAAGCAUCCCGACCCAACCUGCGGGAAGAGCUUUUCCAACCACCCCAGGCUCGCCAAACAUCCAUGGGUUCACGCCGGGGAGAAAGAUUUUAGCUGCCCCGACUGCGGCCGAGGCUUCAACCGUCGCUCCAACCUCCUGGUUCACCAGCGGUCCCACCUGGAGCGGAAACCCUAUAUUUGCCUGGAUUGCCCCAAAAGCUUCACCAGCAGCACCCAACUCAUCCAGCAUCGGCAGAUCCACAGCGAGGAGAAGCCUUAGGGUUGCGCCAAGAGCUUUUGGCGCAGCUCCGGUCUCGUUUCGCAUCGCAAGGGGCGCCGGCCAAAGAUGGGGACCGCCCCACUGAGGGACCGUCCCCAUCCUGGUCGCAUCUCAGACCUGCCUACUCACCACAGUGGUCCCUGGUGGUAGCGCCGAGGGGUAACCAAUCCACCCACCCUCACCCCACCAGCUAUUAUUUUUCUUUCCAUUUAUGUUUUUAUAUAUCAAAGGAUUUUUUUUUGGGGGGGGGGAGGGGUGUUUUUAAAAAAAAACCACACACACACA